Cadophora gregata is the source of this 5585-nucleotide messenger RNA. RefSeq lists its product as uncharacterized. Gene Ontology annotation, cellular component: plasma membrane. NCBI's taxonomy places the organism in Eukaryota, Fungi, Ascomycota, Leotiomycetes, Helotiales, Ploettnerulaceae. Gene Ontology annotation, molecular function: calcium-activated cation channel activity. The transcript has 2 exons. The record is from RefSeq and is a predicted model, not a curated record. Bases 477 to 4265 code for a protein of 1262 amino acids.
AAGUCUCUCAACUCUCCAGUCUUCGCCUCCAGUGCUGUUUCUCUCCUCCGGCUUGUCGCUUUCCCAGGUUGCCAUCCCUGUUGGAGCCCUGUCACAUCCACAUCCCUCCCCUGCGCAUGCCAAAGAAACGGCCACUGGCAUCAUUGUCUUUGCUCUCUUGCGUGGCUGGCCAAUACAUAUAGCCAAGCCGACCGGGGCCAGCUGGACAUCGCGACAGGGAGAAUAAAACCACACGGACGCACAGCCCUGCCUGCUCUCUGCCCUGUCCUGUCCCAUGAACAUAUCAAAAACCUGCUGUUGCCCUUCCCUGCCCGAUAUCGACAUUUCCUCCGCCUUCAAGAAUAGCUGGUGAUUUUGAUUCUGCACUCUUAGUACCUGUGAAUCAUCUCAUCACAUACAAUUACCUCAACCGCAGCUGGCGACCUCCCUCCUUCAAUAAAUUCAUGUCUCGAUAAUCGCCAUUUGCAGUCCGCACCAUGUCUACGACGACUAGCAGCGCCGCUGCGGCGACGACCACAAAGACCUUCGGGGACGGUCAGAGUCAAGAAGGCAUCAGCCUGGUAGCUUUCAUCACUGCGUUGGCUACUUCGCUGGUUAUUUUUGGCAUCCAGAUGCUGGCAUUUAUCUUGCUGAAAAAUAAGCUGGCCCGCAUAUUUAAACCAAAAACCUACCUAGUCCCUGAACGAGAGCGGACAGAUCCCCCGCCACGAAGCCCCUGGGGCUGGCUCGUUGCCAUAUUCCGAUUUACCGAUCGAGAAGUCAUAAACAAGUGUGGUCUCGAUGCCUAUUUUUUUCUGCGAUACCUGCAGACACUCUUGGUCAUAUUCAUACCUCUGGCGCUCGUUAUUCUGCCGAUUUUGGUACCCCUCAAUUAUCAUGGAGGACGUGGGCCUCACUAUGCGAAUGAGACCGCAGGUACAAGCGAACAAGGAAUCAAUGUCAAGGGAUUGGAUGUGCUAGCAUGGGGAAACGUUCGACCAACGCAUACCCAUCGAUACUGGGCGCAUUUGAUUUUAGCAUUGCUCGUUAUUGUUUGGGUUUGCAGUGUCUUCUUCACAGAAUUGAGAGUUUAUAUCAAGGUCCGACAAGACUAUUUGACCUCAGCCGAGCAUCGAUUGAAGGCAUCAGCAACUACUGUCUUGGUCAGCGCCAUACCAUCGAAAUGGUUGACUACGGAAGCUCUCAGUGGGCUUUACGAUGUAUUUCCUGGAGGAAUUAGAAACAUCUGGAUCAACCGAAACUUCGAUGAAUUGCUUGAAAAGAUCAAGCAACGAGAUGAAAUAUUCCUCAAAUUAGAAGGUGCUGAGACGGAGCUAGUUAGGAUGGCAAAGAGAGCCCAGAAAAAGCAGCUCGAAAAAGAUGAGAAGUAUAAUGCGAAGCAAUCCCGACAAAAGCAAACUAAAGUGGACAAAGAGCAGCGGCUGAAGGAUGAAAACGCCAGGGCUGAAGCAUUAGCUCAAUCUGGGGGCGUGAGCACGGGAGAUCCACAUCAGGUACCUCAUACGGUUGACGAUGCUAUAGAUGAGGAAGAGCAGAGAGCAAGAGAGCAGGGUACUGAAAACGGUACACAUGGAACAGAGCGCAAGAGAACUUUCAAGGUUCCUGCAAUUGGUGGAGGUUUGGCUGCCGUUGGGCAAGGAUUUGAAGCUGUUGGUCAAGGUAUUGGGAAAGGCUUCAACACAGUGGGAGAUACUGUUGUUGGCGGGGCUCGAAACGUUGGGCGAGACAUCAAUAACCAGGUCGAGACAACGAACGGCUUCAUGAAUAUGGAUGCAGGAUCCAUAGCGGAAGACGAUGCGUAUGAUCAAUACGGCCGAUAUCGAGGAGAUCUUGCUACCCGUCAAGCUGCUGCGGCUGGUGGUCCCUUUGGCGCUGGUUCCGACGCGGACGCGGAGAAGCGAAGACAGCGACAAGCAGCCGAUGAGGUCUCACCAGUAUCUUCUAAGGCUCCUGGACUUCAUGGAGGUGACAUGAGGUUGCCAGGGAACAAAACACGCCAAGCAACAUACCAGCAAGGUAAUGACGGUGCAGCCGAUGAUAGUCGGGGUUGGGAAUUUCUCAAGUUUUGGAAAGCUCCAUCAGGAGGUUUUGCCUCACCUUUGCCAACCGGUUAUGAGCAAGGCGACGAGUUUCCACUCACACAGGAGGAUGGUGGUCGAGGAUCUGUGUCCAAACCCAGAGCUGACGCAGACGAGAAAAAGGGAUUCUUGCAGAAGGUUAAAUCUGCCAUCCCUUUUCUUGGCGGCGAGGGGAAGGAGAAGCCCGACUACCCUAUUGCAUACAAUGAAGAGUACAUGGAAGAUGCACACGGUGCUGUAUGGGAGCGCUAUUUGAAAGAAAAGGACCGACCAACUCACAAGAAUCCGAAAGCUAGCUGGUUCCCUGCUUGGCUGACCUGGAUACCAUUUACUGGCAACAAGGUCGAUACAAUCUACUGGUGCAGGGGAGAGCUUGCCCGUCUGAACCUCGAGAUUGAGAUAGAUCAAAAGCAUCCAGAACGCUUUCCGUUGAUGAAUUCCGCCUUCAUCCAGUUCAACCAUCAAGUUGCUGCACAUAUGGCUUGCCAAUCUGUUACCCAUCAUGUGCCGAAGCAGAUGGCCCCCCGGUCCGUUGAAAUCUCUCCCAAGGAUGUCAUAUGGGAUAACAUGUCCAUCAAAUGGUGGGAAGCCUGGUUCAGAACUGCGGUAGUGUUCGGUAUUGUCGGUGGUAUGGUGGUUCUUUGGACCUUCCCUGUCGCCUGGACGGCUUCUUUGGCUCAGAUCGAGGGACUGGCAGCUGAGUAUCCUUGGCUCAAUUGGCUCAACAAGAUCCCGCACAAAGUACUCCAAGCGAUUGCAGGUGUUUUGCCAGCUUUGGUCUUGGCUAUCUUGCUGGCUCUGGUUCCUAUGAUACUGCAGUAUCUAGCUUCCGUUCAAGGGGCCCAGACCGGUUCCGAGCAGCAACGGAGUGUGCAGAACUACUACUUUGCAUUCUUGUUCGUACAAGUCUUCCUCGUUGUCUCUAUCUCUGGAGGUGCUCUUGCAGCACUUACCAAUGUAACGGAUAUCACUUCGAUUCCGAAUACUCUCGCAACUCAGCUUCCGAAGGCCGCAAACUACUUCUUCUCCUACAUGAUUCUACAAGCAUUGUCAACGAGUUCUGGAACCCUGCUUCAAAUCGCUACACUGAUCAUGUGGUACUUACUUCCAAAGCUUUUUGACAACACGGCCAGACAGAAGUGGAAACGAAAUACAACUCUCCCAACCGUCACGUGGGGCAAAUUCUUUCCGGUCUAUACCAACUUCGCAUGUAUUGCUCUAAUCUACAGCGUUGUGUCACCCAUAAUUAUCAUCUUUGCCAUCAUCACAUUUACGCUCCUCUGGAUUGCACAUCGCUAUAACAUGCUUUACGUUACUCGAUUCCAACUCGACACCGGUGGACUGCUUUAUCCUCGGGCCAUCAACCAAACCUUCACUGGACUGUAUGUCAUGCAGCUCUGCAUGUUUGGCCUCUUCCUCUUAGUCAGAGAUGAGAACGACAAUGCAAGCUGUAUCCCGCAGGCCAUCAUAAUGAUACUUGCCCUUGGGUUUACGGUUCUCUACCAGUAUCUGCUCAACAUAUCUUUUGGGCCUCUACUCAACUUCCUGCCGAUCACAUUCGAGGAUGAAGCUGUUCUUCGAGACGAAGCUUUCGAGAGAGCUCAAGCCCGUCGUCUUGGCCUGGACGAAACUGAGGAGGAUGAUGAAGCGACCGCAAUUCCUCAGCACGAUGGAGCGAUCGAGAUGUCGAAAAUCAACUCUGGAGGAAAGUUCGCCAAGUUCAAUCCCGUGAACAUCGCCCAUGGAGCCGGAACUUGGGCUGCCAAAUCGGGUCGCCAAAUCAGAGCAAAGACCGUUGGCAACAGCACUGGCAACGACGGAGCCCAGGAAAACGUCUCUCCCCAACCUCAUCGUCGUAAGCGCCAUCGUGAUAUCGAGGCACAGAUGAAGAUUGCAGAUGCUUUGUACGGUGGCUACAAUGAUGAAAUCGAGGACCUAACGCCUGAUGAGAGAGAUGUGCUUGUCAGACAUGCGUUCCAACAUUACGCUCUUCGGGCUAGAAGACCGACUGUGUGGAUCCCUAGAGAUGAUAUUGGAGUGAGCGAUGAUGAGGUCAAGAGGACGAGAGAGUUUGCUGGGAAUAAUAUUUGGAUCAGUAAUGUUGGUGCCGCCUUAGAUGGGAAGGCUAGGGUGGUUUAUGGGAGGAAUCCUCCCGAUUUCUCAGAGGUUGAUCUGAUCAAUCUUUGAUCUAAAGGAAUUUGGUUGAGGUGUGGUUCUGACACUAGACAUGGGUGGACAUUGGAGGGGAGUGUCAUUGUACAAAGCUUGGGUUUAAAUUUAGCGGCAUGGCGUUGGGUCUUCCGGCAUUGCUUUAUCGUCUUGUGCGGCGUGGUUACCACAGGAUAUACACGCAUGGAAGAGCAUUAUAUACCAGCUGUAUCAGCAUCACAGCAUAGAAAUGAGUGAAAUCAAGACUUCAACAACAUAGAGGCAACCUUAGUCGAUCAUAUGCCAGUAAAGUUUCCUCUCGUAAUAAGGACUCACUGGGAAUUCUCUGUCUCGGAUCCUCCUCUUUGAACCUUUCCCCGCCUCGGCGCAGGCACAUCAGGCAACAGUUGAACACCCAAAAUCCACCUACACACUUCCCUUGCACUCUCCUUCGCCACACUCUCGCUCUGUCCUCUAACACGCUCCUCGUCAGUCUCCCACACAAUGCCUAGAAUCCUGCCCUCCAUAUCCCCCUCUUCUUUCUUUCCUCCGGAUCGACUCUCCUCUCGUAAGACCAGAAUCCGUAUGAUAUAGACAAGGUUACCUGUCCAGCUACGGACCAUGAAGAGGCGCAUUAUCUCGGGGCCGGUACUCUGCUUGUGAGAACCUUCGGGUAAACCUCCAGAAGUCCCACCCUCUUCCUUCUUCUCAGAACUCGACUCUGUUCCUGAGUCCUCCUCCACAUCCUCAUCACUGUCCUCCCCGACACCCGUUCCAAUUCCCCCAUCACUACCGGCCUGGUCAUCAUCCCCAUCCCUCGAAUAAAUAAACCACUUAUCUUCCAUUUCUUGAGGCGAAAAUCCCCGUCUGAGAUUAGCCAUCUGUGCCGGGGACAGAGGGACGUUCCAUGGUGCGGACACAGGUUUGGAGAUGGGCUUCUGGCGCGUUGGGGGCGCGGUGCGUGGUUUUAGGCGUUGUAGAUCGGAAUCAUGACCUUGACCGUACAGAGACCAGUGCUACGGAAGGGGUUAGGAUAUGUAGCAUAGAAGCUGUUGACGGGUUGAGGAGCGAGAGUCAAUGAACAUGAGCCUGAGCUCGAUCGCUAAAUUAUGAAGAUUUUAGAGAGAGAGCGAAACAUGACCUCCUACCAUAAGAGCAGCUCGUUCGGAUGGUGUGAGUUCUGGAGAUGAGGUAUUGUUUGCAGGAUCUGCUGGUGAAGGCGCAGGGGAGGAAGACAUCGCUCCCUGAUUGCGUAGGUAGAUGUGAAUAUGUGCAGGAGAACUGGUGAGAGUUUUGGCUUUGGACUUUGAGAGAAGAACAACCAGAAAUACGAAAUGAUGGGUGGGUGAGAAGUCCUGG